Molecule: messenger RNA, 1548 nt
Organism: Cyphellophora europaea CBS 101466
Lineage: Eukaryota; Fungi; Ascomycota; Eurotiomycetes; Chaetothyriales; Cyphellophoraceae
Exons: 4
Coding region: 1-1548 (515 amino acids)
Molecular function (GO): oxidoreductase activity, acting on paired donors, with incorporation or reduction of molecular oxygen; heme binding; iron ion binding
Source: RefSeq, a predicted model, not a curated record
AUGACACAGCACGAGGGCCUCCUGUCCUACCUCCUGGCUCAAACACAACGACAAUCUCUUCCCGCACUCGUCCUGGGCUCCAUCGCCCUAUACUGUUGCAGCUGGGCCGUCUACGCCCGGUACCUGCACCCCUUCCACGACAUCCCCGGACCCUUCCUGGCCUCCAUCUCACGGCUCUGGAUGGGCGCCAGCGUGCUCAGCGGCAGGGCCGAACACACACAGCGCGCACUGCAUCAGAAGUACGGGCCGCUGGUGCGUAUCGCCCCCAACGAAGUGUCCGUCGCGGAUCCCGAGGCCAUCAAAGUGAUCUACAACAUUAAGAGUGGUUUCACAAAGACUGAUUUCUAUCCUCCCUUCGCGCCUAAUAUCAGCCCCCAUGGAGACCACUUCUCGCAAUUGGACGAGAAGAAGCACGCAGAGCGCAGGCGGUACGUCAACGCGACGUACUCGAUGUCGACCAUUCUGGAGAGCGAGCAGUAUAUCGAUGCAUGCAGUGACGUGUUUAUGAAAAAGAUGGCUCGCUUCGCAGAGAGCGGUCAAGCGGUUGACUUUGGAGAAUGGAUUCAGUGGUAUACCUUUGAUGUUGUGGGCGAGCUUUUCUUUGGCCGUCAAUUUGGCUUCAUGCGAGACGAGCACGACUUCGGUCGGUAUAUCGAGUCCCUGGACACGCUGCUGCCCGGUAUCGCAUUGUCAUGCGUGUUGCCAUCGUAUGUGCGCACGCUCAACACCAGUCUGGGCAUGGUCUUCCCCGCGGUGAGGGCCUCGGUCAAAGGAUUCGACGAGAUUCGAGCCGCCGGUCGGUAUUGGACCGCUCAGCGUCAAGAAGAGCUCUCCACAGGCAAGGUCAAUAGAGUUGAUUUGCUCAACAAGUUCUUCCGCAUUCGAGACGAGAAGGAGGGCUGGGAUAUUCCGGACAUUGCAAACGAAGCUUGCGUUGCCAUAUUCGCCGGCAGCGACACCACCGCUGUAGCUAUACGCUCGAUCUUCUACCACCUCAUGAAGACCCCUGACGCCAUGAAAAAACUCGUUGCGGAAGUUGACGAUUUUUAUUUCCAGGGGAGGGUCACAGGCGCACAUAUAGCCUACAACGAGGCCAUAAAGAUGCCGUAUCUGGUGGCGUGCUGCAAAGAAGGUAUGCGCUUGCACCCCAGUGUCGGCCUUGGAAUGCCUCGCCAUGUGCCUGCAGGUGGUGCAACAAUCGCUGGCCGAACCUUUGCCGCAGGCGAGCGAGUCAGUAUCAAUGCGGCUGUGGUACACUAUGACAAGACAGUCUUCGGACCGGAUGCAGAUUCCUUCAAUCCCGAUCGUUGGCUGACAGGUGAUGGCGCCAUGAUGGACCGUCAUAUGCUCCAUUUCGGCGGCGGCUCCCGGACCUGCAUAGGCAAGAAUAUAUCGCUUGCGGAAAUGCAUAAGCUGAUCCCCGAGUUCCUGCGCAAAUUCGAGGUCCACCUGGUCGAUCCGAACAAGGAGUGGGAAACCCAUAACUACUGGUUCAACAAGCAGUUGGGUAUCAACGUUGAGAUCAGGGCUAGGAAGUGCCCUUCGUAG